AAGGUCUUUGUCGGCAACCUGUCAUACGACACGACGUGGAAGGGGCUCAAGGACCACUUUGCGCGCGCUGGAAACGUAGAGUACGCCGAAGUCCUCGAGGGCCCGAACGGCCGGUCCAAGGGCAUCGGCAUCGUGCGCUUUGGCACCGAGGAGGAGGCGCUCGCGGCGAUCGACGAGCUCACCGAGACGGACCUCGACGGGCGCGAAAUCUUUCGGCUGCCCUCGUCCCCGUGCACUCGUCAGGUGCGCGCCGACCGGGGAGGGAGCGCAGGCAAGGGCGGGGGCGGACGCGGCGGCGGCAAGGGCAAGGGCGGCGGCAAGGCAGGCCGAGGCGGUCGAGGCGGCGGUCUCGCGGCAGGAGGCGGACCUGGCGGCGGC
Emiliania huxleyi CCMP1516 is the source of this 378-nucleotide messenger RNA. Its product is annotated as RNA-binding protein. Lineage: Eukaryota; Haptophyta; Isochrysidales; Noelaerhabdaceae. The annotation marks the transcript as partial. The record is from RefSeq and is a predicted model, not a curated record. The transcript is spliced from 3 exons. Gene Ontology annotation, cellular component: cytoplasm; nucleus. Gene Ontology annotation, molecular function: mRNA binding.